Molecule: messenger RNA, 741 nt
Organism: Stegastes partitus (bicolor damselfish)
Lineage: Eukaryota; Metazoa; Chordata; Actinopteri; Pomacentridae
Product: trypsin-3-like
Exons: 5
Coding region: 1-741 (246 amino acids)
Biological process (GO): proteolysis
Molecular function (GO): serine-type endopeptidase activity
Source: RefSeq, a predicted model, not a curated record
AUGAAGUACUUCAUUUUCUUUCCACUCUUUGCUGCAACAUAUGCUGCUCCCAUUGAGAAUGGUAGGACUGUUGAAAGCUAUGAGUGCAGGAAGAACUCUGUGCCCUACCAGGUCUCUGUGGCGGGUGGCUACCACUUCUGUGGAGGCGCCCUGAUCUCCAGGACCUGGGUGCUGUCUGCUGCUUUGUGCCGUUCGGCCGGCUCCAUCCAGGUGCUUCUUGGUGAGCACGACAUUGAUGUCAAUGAGGGCACCGAGCAGUCCAUCGACGCUGUUAAAUUCAUCAUUCACCCCUACUAUAAUAGGUACAAUGAGGAUAACAACAUCAUGCUGAUCAAGCUCAGCCAACCUGUCACCCUCAACAACUACAUCCGCACCGUGUCCCUGCCCUCCAGCUGUGCCGUCGCCGGCACCCGCUGUCUGAUCUCUGGAUGGGGCUCCACCUAUGACUCUGAAGACACCACCCAUGAUCUUCUGAGGUGUCAGGAUGCCCCCAUCCUGAGCGACAGAAGCUGCAGGUCCUCCUACCCUGGACAGAUCACCUCCAACAUGUUCUGUGCUGGAUCCCUCGAGGGAGACCAGGUCUACGUUCAGGGUUACUCUGGUAGCCCCAUCGUAUGCAAUGGUCAGCUGCAGGGUGUGGUGUGCUGGCUUGGCGGAAUAGUCGGGAGCAACGAUCCUGGAGUCUACACCAAGGUCUGCAACUACAAUUCCUGGAUCCGCAACAUCAUGAUCUCCGAAUAA